Molecule: messenger RNA, 1224 nt
Organism: Phycomyces blakesleeanus NRRL 1555(-)
Lineage: Eukaryota; Fungi; Mucoromycota; Mucoromycetes; Mucorales; Phycomycetaceae
Exons: 5
Coding region: 1-1224 (407 amino acids)
Biological process (GO): ribosomal small subunit biogenesis; maturation of SSU-rRNA
Cellular component (GO): preribosome, small subunit precursor
Molecular function (GO): RNA endonuclease activity
Source: RefSeq, a predicted model, not a curated record
AUGGCAGCAAUCGAUCAACCCACUAAAAACACGGCAGACCAUUUUGGAUCAGAAGAACCCAAAAUUAAGACACUUGUUAUCGAUACCAAUGCGAUCAUCAAUGGCAUUUCCCUGAGAAACCUCGCCGAGGAGUUUUAUACUUGUCCUGAAGUAAUGGUUGAAAUUCGCAGUAGUCAUUCCCGUGAUUUCCUUACUCGUCUUCCCUUUGAAAUCCAAAUCGAACAACCAAGUGAAGAAUCCAUGAAGGCUGUUGUGGAGUUCUCAAAGAAGACUGGUGAUUAUGCUUCGCUCUCUAUUCCUGAUAUAAAGGUCCUUGCAUUGGCACACACAUUUGCCAUGAAGGCUCCUGGUCAUGAAGAGAUUCGCUCAGAACCUCUCAAGGGACCUGCCAAGAAGGGACCUACUCCAAAAAAGACAAACACACCAGCUGCCCCCCAACCCGUUAAAAAGGAAACAGAUGAACCUGUCAAAGAGAAAACAAAUGAAUCUGCCAAAGAGGAAGUAAAGGAAUCUGUCAAGGAAGAAGAUCCCGUUGAAUAUCUUGUCCAGUCUGUGGAUGAUAUUAUUAUCGAUGAGAAUAUCGAUGAGGAUGACAGUGAUGCUGGAGAUUGGAUUACACCUGAAAAUGUAGGAGAGUUCCAGGCUGCACAGCUGGGUGUGACCCCAGAAGAGAUGCGCAAACCUAAGAAAAUGGAGGUUGCCUGUGUCACAAGUGAUUUUGCCAUGCAAAACGUACUCUUGCAAAUGAACAUGAACCUCGUCUCAGCAGGAGGACAUCGCAUUAAAAAGGUCAGAAACUGGGUCUUGCGAUGCCACGCCUGUUUCACAGUCACCACAGACAUGGAGAAGAAGUUCUGUCCCAAGUGUGGAAAUGCUUCUUUGAUGCGUGUUUCAUGCAGCACAAAUAACAAGGGACAAAUUGUAUACUACCUGAAACGUAACUACAACUAUAACUUGCGUGGCACAAAGUAUGAUAUUCCUAACCCUAAGGGUGGACGUCAAGUAAACAAUUUGGUCUUGCGCGAAGAUCAAAACGAAUAUGUCAAAGCUACCCGUGGCCAUCAGAAGAAGAAGCUUGUUGAUCUUUUUGACCCUGAUUUCACGCCAAUCUAUGGCAAGAUGGAGACACGGACACCGGGUAACAAUAUGUAUGGUACUGAUGUCAUUGGCUUUGGUCGUAAGAACCCAAAUGCUACAAACAAAAGAACUGGCAGAAAGAAGUAA